AUGUCAACGCUGGCGUACGUUCCGCAGCGCAACGCCGCCAAGGCGGCGGAAGACAGGCUGCGGCGGAACCCAACACAGAAGAAGGCCGGCAGUCGCGUAGACUCUCCCUCGUCAUCCGCCCCGUCAGCAUCGUCAUCUACUCCGUCCCCGGGUCGCGCCUCGGUCUCUUCCGCCGCAUCUAGCACCACUCAGACGCAGUCUCGCAAGCCCGUCUUCAAAACAUACAAGUCUCGUCCUCGCGCAGCGGUACCUGACCCAGAACCAAGUCAAGACCUCGACUCAACGCUGUCCGAUCUGAGCGACAGCGAAGACGAAGUCAAUGUGGCGACGCAGUCCUCAACUACCGCCCCUUCGUCCACCCAUGUAGCCCAGUCCGACAAUCAUCAGCCACGUCAGCCAAAGACGGCACCAACAUCUACGCCCGCGCGGUCCGAAGACGACGCAGCCAUCAAAACUCCUGCGGAGGCAUCGUCUUCGCCGCUACGAGCGACCUCGAAACGAAGCGCAGCACAAGCCGCUCAGAACAGCAUCCAGCGCGCCUACUCGGAUUCAGUGUUUGCCGAGCUGGCAGCUCCUGCACAGAAGAAGUCACGAUCAGCGACAUCACCUCGAUCACCAGCAUCCUCUCGCGUCAAGGCAGAUCAUGACGACGAGAAUGGAGACCUUUACCGUGCACCUUCCGCCAAAGGCAAAUCAAAGGCUUCGUUCAAGAGUGCGGCCUCCACGCAAACUCCGAAGGAACGUCGACGCCUUCAGGACGAGCAGGGCCAACUCUGGGAGCUUCAAUUCGAGACUUGCCAAGUCAAAAGAUACAGGCAUUGGCGAAGAUGCGUCCAGUGCAUCGCGAAGAAGAUUGGCGAUACUUGCCGCUUCAUCGGCUUCCGCGCAUUCCUCGUCGACCCGGCCACGAACGACAUCUAUGCAGGAGAGGCGGCGGACGCUGUCGAGCCAGCUCUCAUAUCUUCACCUGACCCAGACGAGGUCAUGCACCUUCCCUCGAGCAGACCUCUCGCUUCCGAUGCUUUGCUUGGAGCUCACGCGGAUGUGGCACGAGCCCUCCUGCCCGUCCUAGAAGCGGAGCUGGAACACGCAAAACAGGACAACACCUUGCGCCGACCUAGGGAGACGACGUGCCGACAGAUGUGCGAGUUCUGUUCCACCAGCAUCUUUUCUGCAAGCUGGUUCUGCGAGAGGUGCGGAAGGGAAUACUGUCUUGACUGCAAACAUGCCAUUGAGCAGCAUGACGAGUCCGACCUGACCAUCCUGAAGCGCAUCACGCAGUGCGACCGAGUACGUGGGCACAAGGUUGAUGAUCUCAUCCCUUUGACCAGGUUCGAUAUUUCGCUGCUCGAGCAAGAGACGGUCGCGAUGCGAGCCAUGAUGACGGCCAACAAGGCCAAGGUCCGCAGCGAUGAUGAACCAUCACUCCCCUCUGGAAGUCUCACUACUGUCGAUGCAAGCAACGGCUCCGAGGCAGAGGACGCCGCCGCUAUCUUCUGGAAGGAAGUCCCUACGAACCGUGCCGGUCUCACUGCAGACCACGCUAUCGGCAGCCACACUCUUCGCACCUUUGACGCGUCUAACUUCAACACGGAGCGCUUCUGCAAAGAGUGGGCUCACGGCGAACCGCUGCUCGUUCGCGACGUCACGGGACCUAUGAAGCAUACUUGGGAUCCGGACUCCCUCGCUUCGCGCUACGGCGAAGAGUCCUGCCACAUCCUCCGUUCUGACACGGACCUGCCUGAGAUCAAGGAGGUGUCUGUCGGCGACUUCUUUUCUACCUUUGGCCAGGAUCUGGAACAGAAGGAGCAGGUUCUCGGGCAAGGAUCAUGGAAGCUCAAGGAUUGGCCUCCCUCCGCCGAGUUCAAGCACGAGUUUCCGGAGCUCUACGAAGAUUUUAACCUCGCGGUCCCCGCUCCUGAGUACACCACGCGAGAAGGCGUCCUCAACCUAGGCAGCUGCUACCCAAUUGGCGUCAUUCAGCCUGACCUGGGACCGAAGAUGUACAACGCCUGGCCCGCCUCCGAGGGUCCAAGAGGGCAAGGCACCACCCGACUGCACAUGGAUAUCGCCGACGCGGUCAACAUUAUGCUCUACGCUGCCCCGCCUGUCGGCGAUGAUAUACCCGAAGAGCACCGACCCGGCGUUGCGGCAUGGGACAUCUUCCGCGCCUCUGACGCCGACGCUCUCCGCGCCUUCCUCCGCGAGGAGCACGCCAAGCUGAAGUUCCAAGACGAUCCCAUCCACAUUCAGCGUUUCUUCAUCUCCGCUCCCCAACGCGUCAAGCUUUGGCGCAAGUACGGCGUCAAGAGCUGGCGCAUCUACCAGAAGCCAGGCGAGGCGGUGUUCAUCCCCGCUGGCUGCGCUCACCAGGUGUGCAACUUGACGGACUGCGUCAAGGUCGCAGUGGACUUUGUUUCGCCACAGAAUGUCGGGAGGUGCUUCAAGCUGACUGCGGAGUUCAGGGAGCUGGUGAAGGAUCAUAAGAAGGGCUGGAAGGAGGAUGUUUUGUCGCUGAGGACGACGCUGUGGUACGCAUGGUGUACGUAUCGGGAGAUGGAUGGUGGCGGGCCGAAUGUGUGGGCGAAGGAGCAGGCGACAAUUAAAGGAGAGGGGAUAGCAAGAGUGACGAAGAAGGUCCUGCAGCGCGCGUAG
Molecule: messenger RNA, 2655 nt
Organism: Kalmanozyma brasiliensis GHG001
Lineage: Eukaryota; Fungi; Basidiomycota; Ustilaginomycetes; Ustilaginales
Product: JmjC
Exons: 1
Coding region: 1-2655 (884 amino acids)
Biological process (GO): regulation of transcription by RNA polymerase II
Cellular component (GO): chromatin; histone deacetylase complex
Molecular function (GO): transcription coregulator activity; histone H3K9 demethylase activity; chromatin DNA binding
Source: RefSeq, a predicted model, not a curated record